AUUUUAGCAAAGCUAAAAUUUGAUUUGUAUCAAUAUUAAAAAUUUGUUAAAAAAAAGUGCAAUUAUUAAAUUUUUAUUUUAUGUGUAAAUUAAUAAAUUUUUGUUUAUUCAAAGGUGAUUACUUGUAUAACUGCAGUAUUUGUAAUAAAGGGUUUGCAACCAAAGGAAAAUUUAAUUUUCAUAUGAAAUCACAUCAAGAUGCAACAUAUGAAUGUUUAGUGUGUAAUAAACGAUUUUCUACUCAACAAUACUUGACAUAUCAUAUGAAAGUUCAUCCAGAUCAGGAUACAUUAGGAUUUCACUGUGAUAUAUGUAAAUCAGUAUUUAAACAAAAAAAAUCUUUACUUGUACAUAGAAAACAAGAACAUCCAUUUUCAAUGUUUAAAUGUCCUUCUGUAGGAUGUGAUAAAGAGUUUACAACAACUCAACUGCUUAAUAGGCAUACAAAAAGAUUACAUGAAAGUAAAGACAGGUAAUAGAAAUUAACUUAAAAUAAGA
Molecule: messenger RNA, 498 nt
Organism: Daktulosphaira vitifoliae (grape phylloxera)
Lineage: Eukaryota; Metazoa; Arthropoda; Insecta; Hemiptera; Phylloxeridae
Product: zinc finger protein 2-like
Exons: 2
Coding region: 81-476 (131 amino acids)
Biological process (GO): regulation of transcription by RNA polymerase II
Cellular component (GO): chromosome
Molecular function (GO): chromatin insulator sequence binding
Source: RefSeq, a predicted model, not a curated record